AUGACGAGAUCAAAGUUUGAGAAGGAGAGAUGGUGGAAUUGGAAUUCAGGGUGCCAUCACAGCCCACAAUACACACUAGCCUGUAAAACGAUGGAAUUGCUAUCAUUAGAUUGCAAAGUCUUAAUCAUGUGCCCCACAAGCCAAUGCCAAGCAGCUUCCUCGAGUGAUGUUUCCAAAAGAGAAGAUAAAACCAAUUAUAACAAUAGUGGUAGUAGAGCAGGAGGAAGGAGGUUCCUUAACAAGUUUCUGGGUUGGUUUCAGAAAAUUAAGGUGAUGGAUGAGCUGAUAUCAUUGGGGAAAAUCACGGUGCCGCUAGUGAUUUCCGGCCUGAUUUUUUACUCUAAGUCCUUAAUCUCGAUGUUCUUUUUAGGGCAUCUUGGAAAAAUUGAGUUAGCCGGAGGCUCACUGGCAAUUGGAUUUGCGAACAUCACAGGCUACUCAGUAAUGAAAGGUCUAGCUACGGGGAUGGAACCUAUAUGUUGCCAGGCCUUUGGAGCAAAAAAGUGGACAGUUCUUAGUGAAACUUUUAAACAGACCCUCUGCCUACUAUUUCUCGGAGCCAUUCCAAUCAUCGUGUUAUGGUUGAACAUGGAGCCAAUCCUCCUUUUAAUUGGUCAAGAUAAGACCAUAACAUUAGUGGCAAAGGUAUUCCUUACAUACUCUAUUCCUGAAUUGCUUGCCCAAGCUCUCCUUAGUCCUUUAAGAAUUUUCUUAAGAGCCCAAAGUCUAAACCUACCUUUCACAAUUUCUGCAACUUGGGCCAUGAUACUACACCUUCCAAUCAAUUACUUCCUUGCAAUAUAUUUGGAUUUGGGGGUUAAAGGAGUCGCUCUAGCCUCUGCUUGCAACACAUUAAACAUAAAUUUAGCCUUGCUAGUUUAUCUUUUCUUUACAGAAACAACAAUAAAACCUUGGGAUGGUCAAAUGUUAACUAAUAGUUAUCGAGAUUGGCACUCACUAGUGUCGCUUAUGAUUCCAAGUGUUGCAUCUGUGUGUUUAGAAUGGUGGUGGUAUGAGAUAAUGGUGGUACUUUGUGGCUUAAUUAAUAAUCCAGAGACAAAUAUGGCUGCAAUAGGGAUUCUUAUACAAACAACAGGACUUUUAUAUGUUUUUCCUCAUUCUCUAAGUGCAAGUUUAUCUAUGCGUAUCGGGCAAGAGCUAGGUGCUGAAGCGCCUGCUCAGGCACGACAGACAACCAUUACAGGACUCAUCAUAGCAAUGGUAUGUGGAAUACUAGCUUUUACUUUCACAAUUGCAGUAAAAGAUGUGUGGGGAAAGUUGUAUACAUGUGAACCUGAGGUUUUAGCAUUGACAUCCGUUGUCCUACCAAUAUUAGGCUUUUGUGAGCUUGGUAACUGCCCUCAAACAGCAGCUUGUGGGAUCCUGAUAGGUUCUGCUAGGCCUAAUCUGGGUGCUUGUAUAAAUUUUUGCUCGUUUUACCUUGUUGGUUUGCCAGUUUCCAUUUUUGCAGCUUUUGGAUUAAAAAUGGGUUUCCUUGGGUUAUGGUUCGGGCUUGCUGCAGCACAAGUUACAUGUGUCUGUAUGAUGAUUUGCACUCUAGUUUUCACUGACUGGAAGCACCAAGCUAAGAGGGCUAAGGAGUUGACUCAAGCCACAAGAGACCACAAUAACGAUUUAGAAGCAAAUCUUCUAAGUUGAUUCCAGUUUGCUUAAGGAGCUGACUCAAACCACACAAGACCAACUAGUUAGAAGCAGAUCCUUUAAGUUUAUUUUAGUUUCCUACUAUUCAUAAGAACAGCCUUUUGUAACAUGAGAUGAUAAAAAAAGCUAGUUAGAAGCAGAUCCUCUAAGUUUAUUUUAGUUUCUACUAUUCACAAGAACAGUCCUUUGUAUUAUAAGAUAUCCAUCC
Messenger RNA from Gossypium raimondii (Peruvian cotton), 1870 nucleotides. Its product is annotated as protein DETOXIFICATION 53. NCBI's taxonomy places the organism in Eukaryota, Viridiplantae, Streptophyta, Magnoliopsida, Malvales, Malvaceae. Gene Ontology annotation, cellular component: membrane. The record is from RefSeq and is a predicted model, not a curated record. Bases 1 to 1659 code for a protein of 552 amino acids. Gene Ontology annotation, biological process: xenobiotic detoxification by transmembrane export across the plasma membrane. The transcript has 3 exons. Gene Ontology annotation, molecular function: xenobiotic transmembrane transporter activity; antiporter activity.